AUGGCAGGUGAUGGAAACAACUCUCGUGGUUUCGCAUCCGAAAACGGAUGGAGACCUGCGGAGCCUGCCUCUUCAAUUAUCGCGGCCCACUUCGCACCACGUCUUGCAUCCCAGGUACAUGAAUCACAUCGACUCUCUCGAGAAACAUUCUCGCAGCUUCGCCAAGAGCUGCUGGGAGAAAGACAGGGCCAAUUACGCGUCGAUGAGGGCAUCACUGAUAUCAACAAGCUCAUAUGCAUUGUUUUGAAGGCUGGUCUAGAAACUUCUCCUAGCAGCAGUGUCGCAGAAGAUGACCUAGAAGGUCAAGUUCUUGACUGCUUGGACAUUAUUCAAGCCAGUGUAGACAAGGCUCCACAGGCUCUGUGGGAAUUGUCUGAUCCCUUGAUCUUGGGCGAAGAUGUCCAAGCGCCUUUGUUUGCUUGGUUGAUUCUACGACUGAUCAAAUUGGCCAGUCUUUGGCCAUUGGGGACUAUACAUCAGAGAAUAAGCCUGAUCCUUGGUGGCAUACCUAUCUUUCAGUACAAGCAAAUCCGGUCCUCCUCUUCAUCCUAUGGUGGCUUGGCAUUCCUCCGCGCUUGCAGAUCAGAUAUCAUAUGUUCCAUAGAAACAGUUGCCGCUCAGGCUGACCGGGGAGCGCACUCUCUAGAACUAUCUAUCCCAGCAGUCAAUGGAUCACUUUUAGAGGACCUGGACAAUUUGAAUCUUCCAAGAGGACUUUUAAAGAGUCCAAUAGUUCUUGGAACCUUCCCUAAUGCACUUCUUCUGGCCUCACUUUUACUGGACUCGUCAUCCGGUCUAAGCGUCUCAAAACGCGUUUUAACAAGACGGCAAAACUUCAUGCUCCGCCAGAAUUUCCCAUGGGUCUUGAGCGAAUACUAUUGCUUAAGAGAAGCUGCGGUGACAUGGAUGCAAAAACUAGGACCAAAGCUCACGUUGAGUGAAGAACUGGUCUUUGUGAAACUGCUAGAUGAUACCAGAGAUUUUUGUAUGUCCGAGCCAUCCUCCUCAAAACUCUUGUCGGAUAUGAGCGUGACCUCCGCUUUAACUCGAUGCUUGACCAAUUUUCUUAUCAUCAGUAUUCAUCAUCAACUUCCAACGCUCCAAAGGGGAUUGAGUCUCACUUUGGAUGACAUUCUGCAAAACUCGAAAUCAUUUAUACAGAAAUCAAGAGAGGAGUUUCUGUCCGUUCUUGCGAAGGUGAAGAAUAGAGAAGACAGCCUCCAGUCAGUAGAGUCUUGCCUUUCGAUUACACUUCGAUCUCUCAAUGCCGAGCUUGCCGAUACACCGAAUCGUGAUGCACCUCAAUUUAAUGCCCCGUCUGAAGAUAAAGAAGCUGAUCUGUCUCUCAUCUGUCAGAAAACAGACGUACCAGAUGAUGAGGACGAAGAAAUGGAAGACUCUCGCCCACGAAAACGACCACGUCUUUCUGCCGAACCUGCAGAUAAAGGCUUGUUACAACAGCUAACAACAGCAUUAUCCCUUAUGCUGAAGCCGGAUGUCUCCCCUACGAGCCCUGAAGUUCGUUUGGCAGCACUGACUCAACCUGUCUUGAAACUUUUCGAGGGGCUUUCCGAAGACCAAAAGACUACUUUCUAUGGAAUUAUGGGCAAAAUGCCAUGUAUCAUGAGGAGUAAUUUUACACAAAAAUCCUCGGAAACAACAGAAUGGGAAACGAUCUUUUGUAAUUCCUGCGAUGGCGAACAAAGCCCGGAAAAUGACAUGGAUACACAAGAAAGGCUGUAUGCGCAUAUCGAGCUAGGGAAAAAUUUCCAAUUCACCCUAAAAAAGCUCACACGCACCCCUGGUCCACGAAUAGCCGCAAUGCUGGCGUUGCGAAGAAUAUUGAAGCACAUGCCUCAGGUGACGCCUCUGUCAAAGUCCCCAUAUGGAGAGUUCUGUCUCCAAUCUCUUCGAAGUUCUAUUCGAGAGCUCCGAGUUGCAGCCGGGUAUUCCGUGGCAACAUUCAUUCGCUCUGGUUUCCCCCAAAACCCGGCAGAUAAUCAUUUGGCUACUCGCCGAGCCAAUUUCGUCAUCAUACUGGAAUGGCUGAAAAAUCUCAACGAGAAAAAAGACAUUCCUCUACAGGAAGUUUGCAUAUUGACACUGUGUUGUCUUGCAAAGGUUUCGGGCGAGGAAGAGAAAAACAUCAUUCUUCUGCGUCUCUUGGAAUAUCUGGGUCAUCCAAACCCUUAUGUCUGUGCAGUAGCCUACAACGAGAUCUCAAAACUUGCACAGCAAGUUGCCAUGACCCCGGCAGGUUUAUUUCGACCAUACUGGAGAACUCUUUCAGUGGCAGUUGUCAAAAACCUUCAAUCUCGUCCAUACAUGGCCGAGCAACUUUGUGAGAUGCUGGGCAUGAAUGUCGACAGCUUCUUAAAUUUAACAGAGAUUCACGUCCUCCCCUACUUAGUCCUAACUCGAAAACGGGAAAUCAUCAGCAGAAUUGGGGCAAGCCGUCCUGAAGGAAAAGUGGAAACACCAUUUGACGUUUGCUCCGAAAAGAAUAAUCUAGCUGCCAUCCUCGCUUUUCUGUUGUCUCAAGAAACAGACAACCCAGAGGUCAUGAUCAUGUCUCUUCUAGCUGAGAUAGACCCGGCAUUUAAAGGUCGAACUUUGGCAGAACUGGUACGAAUCGAACCAAUUCUCAUUGCCUGUGACCUGUUGAAGAGUCUUGGAGGAGCUGGAGAACAUCAUAAAGAGAGAUUCCAUCAAGCACUACGUAGUCUGGCAAUGUUUGUUCCCCGAAAAUUUUCACAUGGUAAUUCUUCCAAAAAGGGAGACUUGAGCCAUUUCAUUGAGGAGCAUGUGCUUGGUAUUAUUACACAAUUUGCCAACGCCAUCAAUGACUUCCAAGUCCGACAGACACUGGCAGAGAAAAGGCGGAAUCUGAAGGCGAUCGAAGAGAUGAUCAACAUUGCUGAGGGCCAUGUUAGUAACGCACUGCCUCAGGUCUGCGCUUGUCUCCGAUCUGCACUCGAGAUAGAAGAAUUGUGUGACCAAGCUUUCUCCGCCUGGAAGACCUUGAUCGGCUCCCUUAGUGAGGAGGAUAUCGAGCCUCUUGUGGAUCAAACAUUUGCAAUUGUGAUCAGGUACUGGAGCCGGCUGACAGAAGAAAGCAGGAAGUAUGCUCAUCAACUCAUUGAACAUAUUUUGACAAAGCAUCCUAACUUGGUACGGGAUACUUUCGACACCAUGCCCUCUCUUGCAUCUAUCCCUGAGAUGGCCGCAUUUGAAGAAAAAAUCAACAGCUUAAGAUCUGAAAUGGAUGUUCGCAGCAUGUUCUCAGCACUAAUCCGACGUUGCCAGAGUGAAAAUUCGACGGUUGUUGAGCAAGCCCUAUCAGAGCUGCUGCCUUUCCUGCAGCGUAACGACGAGUUUCUGCAUUUAUCUGCCAUCAGUGAACAACCAGAUCCUGUGAUUGCACAAUUAACAAGAGCGCUGUUAGACUGCUGUGUCAAAUUCAAUACCAGCUCGGAAUCUAUCACUUUGUUAACAGCACGAUGCUUGGGUCUUGUCGGCUGUCUCGACCCAAAUCGUGUGGAAACUGUCAAGGAAAAAAAGGACAUUCUUGUUUUGUCUAACUUUGACAGAACAGAAGAGAUAGACGAAUUCGUUCUUUUCUUUUUACAAAAUGUGCUCGUGGAAGCCUUUUUGUCUGCGUCCAACACAAGAGCCCAAGGAUUUUUGGCUUAUGCCAUGCAGGGGUUGCUCAAUAUAUGCCAAUUCAACACGGCCGUCGUGCAAUGCUCCCGUGGUCUUGAUGGUGAUCAUGCAAAAUAUCGGCGAUGGAUGGCGCUUCCAGAGAGCAUCCGAAACACCCUCACACCGUUCCUUACAUCGACUUAUACAGUCACCAUCAUUGCGCCUAAUCCAAGGGUUGAAUAUCCUAUGUUUUCACCAGAAAAGGCCCAUAGCGACUGGCUUCGCACUUUGGUACAAGAUUUGCUUCAAGCUGAAAAUGGUGGCAACGCCAAACUCAUUUUUUCAGUUUGUAACCGUGUUGUUAAAGGACAGGACAUUUCUAUCUCUUCAUUUCUUCUGCCAUUUGCUGUUCUAAACCGUAUUGUCGGAGGCACUGAACAGGAGUGCAAAGAUAUUAGGCUUGAACUGAGCCAAGUACUCGAACAUCCUCUUCCUGACACAAAUAACAACAUUCGCGAGACCAUUAUAAGCAGCAGUCAGAGCGUCUUCGAGGUUCUAGACUACCUAUCACGCUGGCUUCAGGGAAAGAAAAAGCAAAUCAAUGGUAUGGGCAAUCAGUCAUCAGGCCGUUCCAAGCGUGGUAUGACUCAGGAUCUGCUGUAUAAUAAGUAUUCGGCUCAGAUCAAAUCUGUCGAGUCUCUGUUGGCCUCGAUUCCUCCUGAGAUCAUUUCCAAGCGUGCUGUGGAAUGCAAAUCAUAUUCCAGAGCAUUGUUUCACUGGGAGCAAUAUAUUCGGAAGUGCAACUCGCAGGCAGACCCGCAGGAAGGCUCUAACCCUGAAAUUCUUUACCAACGGCUGCAAGACAUUUACAGCCAAAUUGAUGAGCCUGAUGGAAUAGAAGGCAUAUCAAGCCACUUACCUGGUCUCAACAUCGACCAGCAGGUCUUGGAGCAUCGAAAGGCUGGUAGGUGGGCAACCGCACAGAGUUGGUAUGAGCUUCAGCUCGAAAAAGAGCCCGAAAAUUCCGAGGCUCAGUGGAAUCUUGUCACAUGCCUUAGAGAAUCUGGGCAACAAGACGCUAUUCUGACUCGCUUUGAAGCACUCAAGGAUGUGGAUUCUGCGACGUCCCGGUUUCUACCUUUUGCAGUGGAAGCAUCAUGGAUAACCAGUAGAUGGACCAAGCUUCAAUCAUAUCUGAAGUUGUGUGAAAAACAGGGAGAUGGUGACUUUAACGUGGGAAUGGGCUCAGCUCUCCACGCUCUUGGAGAGCGAAAGAACAGCAAGGAUGAAGUCUUCCACUUGAAGACUGAAGAAUUUACGAAAAUCGUCAACCAGCUCAGACUCAACAUUGCAAAGUCUUUAACAGCCAACUCUGUUACCUCGUUGCAAUCAUGCCAUGAUGACAUGCUCAGAUUGCAUGCGUUAGCAGACAUGGAAGCCAUAGCGAAUGCAGAGACAGGAUCUAUACAGGCAGCAUUAUCUUCGAACUCAGACUUGCCCUCUUCCCUGAAGCGGCGGUUGGAUGUUAUUGGAGGUUAUGUUACUGACAAACAGUACCUUUUGGGUAUCAGGCGAGCGACAAUGGAGUUAUCAGGUGGCUUUGUCGACUCCGAUAUAUCUGCAGCCUGGCUCACUAGUGCACACCUCUCUCGAAAGGGAAAUUUCAUUAGACAGGCCUACCACUCCAUGCUUAAUGCAGCGCGUCUGAAAGAUCGAUCUGCUACCAUCGAACAUGCCAAGCUUCUCUGGAGAGACGGGCACCAUAGAAAAGCGAUUCAGACUCUCGAAGGUGCAAUAUCCGCCAACGAGGCAAUCCAGCCACCAUCAGCAUCUCGAACAACAUCGGGCUCAGUGGACCCUGGAUCCGCUACCAUUCUCUCUGGUCGUGUGCAAAAUCAAAAUGAUGUCCCUGCAAGAGCUCAUCUCAUGCUGGCGAAGUGGACAGACAGAGCUGGCCAAACUCAUUCCCAAGCCAUCGUUCAACGAUAUAGGGAAGCCAUCAAGUUGUAUCCGAGAUGGGAGAAAGCACAUUACUACCUAGGAAAGCAUUACAACAAGAUUCUUGACUCUGAGAAGGCCAAGCCCAUGGGGAAGGAGGCCCAAAUCUACCUGAGUGGAGAAGCAACAAAACUUGUUAUCGACAACUAUCUUCGUUCGCUGACAUAUGGAAGCAAAUACGUUUUCCAGACUCUACCGAAGCUUUUGACUCUAUGGUUGGAACAUGCUUCCAUCGUUGGUCAGCCCAUUGACCCCAAAAGAGGAGAUAACGCGGACUUCCAGAGGCACACAAAGGCACAGCGACAAAAAAGCUUGGAUGAUAUGCAUGCUCAGUUGAAGAAGUACAUUUCCAAUCGGCUACAACCUGCUUUGUUGUUUACGAUCUUACCCCAAGUGGUAGCCCGAAUUUGUCACCCCAACACAACAGUUUAUGAUUUGUUGACACGCAUUGUUGUCAAAUCUGUCUACAACUUCCCUCAGCAGGGUCUAUGGACAGUCCUUGCAGUGGUCAAAUCUUCCAACAAGGAUCGAGCAUCCAAGGGCUUUCACUGUCUCCAGAAGAUUACUGAUUACGUUGCCAGGCAUAAGACGGCUAUUGACAUCCGCCGCUUGAUAAACCAGGGGCAGAAGUUUUCAGAAGAGUUGCUUUCACUUUGUCUCGUUCAUGUUGAAGAUAGAGUCACUAGAGUUCAACUGUCUCGUGAUCUACGCUUCAAUCACAAAGUUGCUCCAUGCCGACUGGUAGUGCCAUUUCAAGCGAUGCUGAUCCCAAGUCUUCCAGCCAGCCAUGACUCCGAGUACCUUAAAGGGUUCAGGCCUUUCCCAGGAGAUGCAACUACGAUAGAAGCAGUUCUUGACGAAGCUCAAAUUCUCAGCUCGCUCCAAAAGCCACGCAGAAUCAGCAUUCGAGGCUCUGAUGGAAAGAUUUACAAUGUACUUUGCAAGCCCAAGGACGACCUCCGUAAGGACCAACGCCUCAUGGAAUUCAACAAUAUGAUCAAUCGAUUCUUGAAGCGAGAUGUGCAGUCAAGUAAACGGAGAAUGUAUAUCAAAACAUACGCCGUGACACCACUGAACGAGGAGUGUGGUCUCAUAGAGUGGGUUAACAACCUCCGAACGCUGAGAGAGAUCGUCCUCAAGCUUUUACGCGAAAAGGGAAUUCCCAUCGUUUACAAUGAUAUUAAGCAGUACAUGAACGAAGUCUGCAACGACAAGACUUUCUCGAAACUAGAACUCUUUACUACCAAAAUUCUGGACAAACUUCCUCCUGUUCUGCAUGAGUGGUUUAUUGAAAUGUUCCCCGAAACUGAAGCCUGGUUCACGGCAAGACUGCGGUAUACACGUUCCACUGCAGUGAUGUCCAUGGUUGGAUAUGUCCUAGGACUUGGUGACCGACACGGAGAGAAUCUUUCAUUUGAAGAAGAAACAGGCGGAAUCUUACACGUUGAUUUCAACUGUCUCUUUGAUAAGGGCCAAACUUUCGAGAAACCCGAAGUGGUUCCAUUCCGACUGACACAGAACAUGGUCGAUGCCUUCGGUGCUUACGGUUAUAAUGGACCCUUCCGAAGAACAUGUGAGAUCACUCUCAAUCUUCUACGACAAAAUGAAGAUGCAUUGAUGACAGUCCUUGAGACUUUCCUGUACGACCCAACUACCGACUUCAUUGAGAAAAGGCGUCGCAACCGUACCCAUCUCCCUGAUACACCAGCUGGUGUCCUGGAAGAUGUUCGCAAUAAACUUCGGGGAUUCAUGUCCAAACAGCCCAUUCCUCUCUCUGUCGAUGGUCAAGUUGAUGAACUGAUCAUACAGGCAACUGACAAGAAGGCACUGGCGCAAAUGUACAUCGGAUGGUGUCCGUUUUUCUGA
Messenger RNA from Penicillium taxi, 7506 nucleotides. RefSeq names its product protein kinase MEC1 (gene atrA). Gene Ontology annotation, cellular component: nucleus. The coding region runs from base 1 to 7506 and encodes 2501 amino acids. The transcript is spliced from 17 exons. The record is from RefSeq and is a predicted model, not a curated record. NCBI's taxonomy places the organism in Eukaryota, Fungi, Ascomycota, Eurotiomycetes, Eurotiales, Aspergillaceae. Gene Ontology annotation, biological process: protein phosphorylation; DNA damage checkpoint signaling; telomere maintenance. Gene Ontology annotation, molecular function: protein binding; protein serine/threonine kinase activity.